GGCUCCCAGAUGAUUCCGUUUUGGACUCUCGGAUUUGUUUGUUUAAUUAUUGACUUCAGCACUGCUCAUGAGCCUGCAGUUGGAGAAAAUGCAGCCUCCAAAAACCACUGUUCUCGAAAAGACUGCAAUGGAACACAGUAUGACAUCCAGGAGGCUGCUUGCUGUGAAAACAAACUUCAUCCAGGUUCAAAUCUGUUUUGUUGUGGAAAGGAGCCUUACAAUCCUGCUACAGCCACUUGUUGUAAAGUUCAACAUGGAAAGAUCCUCACAGCUAGUAUUACUCAGGGUCUGAGUGAGAAGGCGUCCAAGUGCUGUGACCUGAAGGCCUACAACCCAGUCAAUGAAAUAUGUUGUCAAUCAUCCAUCAUAUCAAAACCUGGACCAAUGGCUGAAUGCUGUGGUAAAGAUGUUUUUGAUAAGGACAAGCAGUUGUGUUGUGGUCCAGCUGAUAAUAAGACAAUUCUGGUGAGGAAUUCCCGUCACCAUGAGUGCUGCGGUCACAGCCAGUAUGACACUGAGACUCAGUGCUGCUGUUCAAAUGAGGAGAAGUUGGAGAUACAAUCGAAGGAUUCACCCUGCUGUGUCAGGAAUUUCACUCCAGGCCUUUCAAGUGGAAAUACCAACUUCAACAAACCAUCACCAAAGAAUGGAAGUUGUGGUCAAGGUAUGAAACAGAAGAUAUUCAAGCUCCAACCCAAAUGCACUGAACCAAACACACAUCUCUGUGGGUCGUCGUGUUACAAUCCAAAGCAAAAUCGCUGCUGUGAGAGUAACCACAAGCCUCACUCACUCGACAACUCAGGUCAAAGGAAGGCCACAGCUACAGUGUAUAACCCACAUACUCAGGUCUGCUGCGAUGGACGUGUAUCUCCGUGGAAGCCUUGGAUCGAUCAGUGCUGUGGAGAGACGCCGUAUGGCUCGGCACAACGUGGAGUUCUGUGUUGUAAUAAGAGCUUGUACGAGGGCAGAGAUGAUGGAGAGGAAUGUUCAGAGAUGGGUAUUCCUUACAACCCGGCUAAAGGGACCAUGUGUUGUUCUCAGUUUCAUGGCAGCCCAGGACAACACUGCUGUGGGACAGAAAUUUACCAGCCUCAUACUGAGAUCUGCUGCAAUGGACACAGGUGAUUGUGUGCAUGUGUUCUGUUUACUUGCUUUACAUUGGGUCAAAGGA
This is a messenger RNA of Haplochromis burtoni (Burton's mouthbrooder), 1171 nucleotides long. Its product is annotated as galaxin-like. The coding region runs from base 10 to 1125 and encodes 371 amino acids. The transcript has 12 exons. The record is from RefSeq and is a predicted model, not a curated record. Lineage: Eukaryota; Metazoa; Chordata; Actinopteri; Cichliformes; Cichlidae.